AUGGUUCAUCGAGUCAUCAUUGUCGCCAGGAUGGCUCCAGUGGUGGUGGUGGUAUUUACCCUGAUGAUCCUGGCCAUCUUCGGCACACUGAUCGUCCCCUUCCUCCUGGCAUCCGUCGUCGUCCUGAUCAUAGUGACCAUCGUGACCAUUUUCUUCCUCGCCAUUGUGGCUAAGACCCAAGCCAUCUUGAAAGGCAUCGGCAAUUUCGUGAACACCAUGAACAACAUCUUGGAAGCCGUGUUCGGCAAGGCCGAUGAUGUGGAAAAGCAAAGACUAGCCGAAACAACUUAUUGGCGAAGAUUGGAAGAGGAGAAGUGGUGCAGUUUGAUAUAA
Messenger RNA from Fonsecaea pedrosoi CBS 271.37, 333 nucleotides. RefSeq lists its product as uncharacterized. The record is from RefSeq and is a predicted model, not a curated record. The transcript is spliced from 2 exons. Bases 1 to 333 code for a protein of 110 amino acids. Lineage: Eukaryota; Fungi; Ascomycota; Eurotiomycetes; Chaetothyriales; Herpotrichiellaceae.